ACACAACACACAAUUUUGUUAAAUGAUUGCAUAAUAAAAUGUACACUGUCUCGAAGGGCCAGAGCAAAAUAGUCGAGAAGACCAGAAGGGUUGGAAUCGGUCAGAAAAUAGAGCGCCUGGACUCACGGGACCAUUAUCGCCGAACAGCUGAAUGCAAUGGCAAUGGCGAGGAGGGCCACAUUAUGAACCAACCGAAGCCCGUCUUCAACAGCAAUAUUAGCAAAAAAUUUGCAAGCCAAAAAUCUCGCCAAGAGGAAAUCACGCCGCAGCAUAAAGAGAUGAUAAAUUAUGUGCAUGAUUCCUGGAAUUUAGUAUCUGAGGAGAUGGAUGCCCAUGACAAAAAUCAAAACAAAAAUGGCACGGUGGCUUAUUUCGAGUGCAGCGAGGAGUGCAGAGAGCUGCAGGAUUUCAAACCAUUCGACCUGGAGAAUUGGUGGGGCAAGCGAAUAUUCAGCAAAAUCACAGAGUCGCUGUAAACCUCGGCUGAUGCGUCGCGAGUGCAUUGUGACGCAGAGACUCAAGCCGACACAUUACAGAGCUGUGACAAGAUUUACCGAGAGACUCAUUAGACACUGUAAGAUUAAAAAAAGAUGGAAACAACGCCGCCGUUUGUGGAAACCCUCCUGCACAAGAGCGGUUGGCUUCAGGGCCUGCAUAAAGUAAGUAAGAAAGAAAGAAAGCAAUUCUUUCCCCGUCGUUUUCUGGUGUUGAUGGGUAGGGGAAAUAUUUUGGAAACCAAAGACUGUACUGCGAAAUGUGAAGAUAUUAUUUUGUAAAACUGCACACAUGUUCCUACCAGCAAGGUAAAUUGAAUGAUAAAUUUUCACUGAUUCGAUUGUGAAAUUGCCUUUGUGAAAGGAACAAGUUAAAACCAAAUCUUCACCCCUAGUCUGUGGCCCCCAUUCCACUCUUCGGGCGGCAGAGCAGAGCUCUUAACUCCGUGCUGUCAGGCACAACUAGUAAUAGCCGAGCAGACUUGUGAUUUUCCCUUGUAGACUUGAACAAUCAAUCUUGAGGCACAUGUUCUUUUUUGCUUCGGCUGAAUUGUUCUUAUCCGAGCGGAAAAUCUGCUGCUCAGGCAAUCAAAUAACAAAUUGUAGUUCAAAACACAUGUUUGUGCGUAUGCAUGAUGCAGCAGUUGUUAUUAUUUUGGAUGGAUGGGUAUUUUUUAACCUCUCUCUUCUGUAAAAAGACAACAGAAAUUAGUAGCUUACAGAGCAUAUCACAUUUAAUUUUUUUAAAUUCUGUCUUUGUGUCCAUUAUUUGUAUGAUCAAAAUUGAUUUUUAACUAACGUGAUACAUUUAACAAUAAAUUAUAGAGAAUGCUUUUAUUUCUCUUUCAGCUCAAAUUGCUUUCAGCUUCAAGUCAGAGCAGAAUUAUCCCGAUGUUGAUUUUAUACUUAAAAUGUUAUGCUCUCGUAGUCUCUUUACAAAUAUAUGUUCAAAUUAGUCUAGCCCGUGAUUUGAAAAGGGCUGGCCAGCUUCUAAUGGCACUACUGAUGGAUCCACAUCAUUGGACUAAUACUUAAAGGUUCUGGGAGCCACCUUUUUACAAAUGCCUGGCAUUGGAAGCUCCAGGGCAACCCUGAGUUGGCAAGCCCUUUUCUCACUCAUCAACCGAAGCAUCAUAUACAAUUUUAUUUUUGUAUUUGAUUUGGUUAUAGUUGUCUAUUUUCGUAAAUUUGCUCCGGUUGACGGGUUUCUUGGACCCUUGGCCAGGUGCUACCCUUUCAGGGUAGCGUAGGCUAUGUCCCUGAGCGAGGACAGUAUCAAUCAAGAGUGACUAGUUGCAUUUCUCGUCAAGAGUAGUAAAUUGUUAGGUAGGUACACAUAUUAUACAAGCCAGCAAUUAUAUUCGGCGGCCGCUGAUCGUCCAAAAGGCCUCUUUUGACGGCCUUGCGCGGGCAAGUCGUGGCCGCCGGCCGCCAGCCGGGCUGUCUGUUGUUAUUGUAGACUGGCCUGUGGCCGGCGGUGCAUUGUUAUUUUUUUGUGAGUUUCUAAUAAACGUCGGGCCUUAUAAGCUUGAAA
Cloeon dipterum is the source of this 2028-nucleotide messenger RNA. Its product is annotated as MAPK regulated corepressor interacting protein 2-like. Lineage: Eukaryota; Metazoa; Arthropoda; Insecta; Ephemeroptera; Baetidae. The transcript has 6 exons. The record is from RefSeq and is a predicted model, not a curated record. The coding region runs from base 39 to 476 and encodes 145 amino acids.